Messenger RNA from Camarhynchus parvulus, 4229 nucleotides. It is a transcript of the gene PAK5, whose product is annotated as p21 (RAC1) activated kinase 5. The transcript is spliced from 9 exons. Gene Ontology annotation, molecular function: ATP binding; protein serine/threonine kinase activity. The coding region runs from base 85 to 2250 and encodes 721 amino acids. The record is from RefSeq and is a predicted model, not a curated record. Gene Ontology annotation, biological process: intracellular signal transduction; protein phosphorylation; regulation of MAPK cascade. Gene Ontology annotation, cellular component: cytoplasm. Lineage: Eukaryota; Metazoa; Chordata; Aves; Passeriformes; Thraupidae.
GCGGAGCGAGCGGAGCGCGGCCCGGAUGUAGCCGGAACAUGGCGCUGGGGGCGGCGUGACGGCGGCGGCCGAGAUCUUUCCACCAUGUUUGGGAAAAAGAAGAAGAGGCUGGAAAUUUCCGGCCCCUCCAACUUCGAGCACCGGGUGCACACUGGCUUCGACCACCGGGAGCAGAAGUUCACGGGGCUGCCCCAGCAGUGGCACAGCCUGCUGGCAGACACCGCCAACAGGCCCAAGCCCAUGGUGGAUCCCUCAUGCAUCACCCCCAUCCAGCUGGCUCCUAUGAAGACCAUUGUUCGGGGGAACAAGCCUCGAAAGGACACUUCCAUCAAUGGGCUGCUGGAGGAGUUUGACAACAUCUCAGUGACCCGAUCCAACUCCCUGCGGAAGGAGAGCCCUCCCAGCCACCACCAGGGCCGUGCCAACCACGUGCCCCGGCCCCAGGAGGAGAAUGGCUACAUCAUGUGCUCGCAGUACUCGAGCGAGUCGGACGGCACGGCCGAGAGCGGCGGGGAGCGGCUCCGGGACAGGGCCCUGUGCGGGGACGAGUGGGACCGCUACUGCCAGGGCAGCCUGGCCGCCAGGCACAACGGGCACCUGCUCAAGGUCACAGCCCGCGACUUGUACUACUCAGAAGUGACCCCCCUGCAGUCAGAGCUGUCCCGGUUCCUCCCGGAUUACCAGGCACACCUGGAGAGCAAGCCCAAGGCGCUGGAGUACGGGGGCCUGAGGCUGGAGUACCAGCGGGUGCCCAGCGGCUCCUCCCUGGACUACCGAGAUUCCUUCCCCUACGCCCCGUCCCGGGCCUCGCUGCAGAGCGAGGGCCCCAGGGACAGGCUGGACUACGGGGAGCCCGACUGGGGACACGGCCUCGCCAAGGAGGACAUUGACAAGAGGCCCAAGUCCUCCUACGUGGACCCUGCGAGCCCCCAGCCGGCCAUGAGGCAGAGAUCCAGGUCGGGCUCCGGCCUGCAGGAGCCGGCCAUGCCCUACGCAGCCAGCGCCUUCAAAGCUCACCAGCAGGGACAUUCCUACAGCUCCUACACCUACCCCCGCCUGUCCGAGACUGCAGCAGGAGUGCCCAAGGUGGAUUAUGACCGAGCGCAGCUGGUGGUCAGCCCGCCGCUCUGUGCCUCAGACACCUACCCCCGGGGCCCAGGCAAGCUACCUCAGAGCCAGAGCAAGGGCAGCUACUCGAGCAGCAGCAGCAGCUACCAGUACCCGCUGCUGUACCACAAGGCUCCCCACGUGCAGCAGCCCGGCUCCCCGUACGUGUCCCCGGGCUCGUACCCCAGCUCCCCCAGCCUGGCGCCGGGCGCGUACCCCCCGCCCAGCUGGGGCUCGUGCUCGGAGCAGGCGCCCUCCAGGGUGUCCCACGAGCAGUUCCGCGCCGCCCUGCAGCUGGUGGUGAGCCCCGGGGACCCCCGCGAGUACCUGGACAGCUUCCUCAAGAUCGGCGAGGGCUCCACGGGCAUCGUGUGCAUCGCCACCGAGCGGCACUCGGGCAAGCAGGUGGCCGUCAAGAAGAUGGACCUCAGGAAGCAGCAGAGGAGGGAGCUGCUCUUCAAUGAGGUGGUGAUCAUGAGGGAUUACCACCACGAGAACGUGGUGGACAUGUACAACAGUUACCUGGUGGGGGACGAGCUCUGGGUGGUGAUGGAGUUCCUGGAGGGCGGCGCCCUGACCGACAUCGUCACUCACACCAGGAUGAACGAGGAGCAGAUUGCCACGGUGUGCGUGUCGGUGCUGCGCGCCCUGUCCUACCUGCACCACCAGGGCGUCAUCCACCGCGACAUCAAGAGCGACUCCAUCCUGCUCACCAGCGACGGCAGGAUAAAAUUGUCUGACUUCGGGUUCUGUGCCCAAGUGUCAAAGGAGGUCCCCAGGAGGAAGUCCCUGGUUGGGACACCCUAUUGGAUGGCACCAGAGGUGAUAUCCCGCCUGCCCUACGGCACUGAGGUGGACAUCUGGUCCCUGGGCAUCAUGGUGAUGGAGAUGAUCGACGGGGAGCCGCCGUACUUCAACGAGCCGCCGCUGCAGGCCAUGCGCCGCAUCCGGGACAACCUCCCGCCCCGCGUCAAGGACACGCACAAGGUCUCCUCGGUGCUGCGGGGCUUCCUGGACUCCAUGCUGGUGCGGGAGCCCUCGCAGAGGGCCACGGCGCAGGAGCUGCUCAGACACCCCUUCCUGAAGCUGGCCGGGCCCCCGUCCUGCAUCGUGCCCCUCAUGAGGCAGCACAGGCACCGCUGAGGGCUCUUUGGGAAGGGGCAGUGCAGAGCCUGGCUCGUGGCGUGCGGGACCCGCAGGCAGGGAGGAGGAGGAGCAGCAGAGCCCUGAGGAGGAAAGCUGCCCUGAGGAAACGCUGCCGUGUGUGUACAGAGAUGCCCGGGGGCAGGCAGUGCUCCCUGCUCCCGCUGUGCCAGGGACAGGAGCAGGCCGGGCACCAUGGCUGCCAGGCAGGGCACACCCAAUGCCAGCCUGGGCGAGGCAGCAGGAGCCAAACAGCUGAGCUUCACCAUGGCCUGAGGCACUUCUGGCUCAGAAGAACACUUUUCUGACAAACAAAGCACUUUUUAUCUCAGCCAGAGCAGCGCAAUGUAUUUUGCAAGAAGUUUGUAAUUUUCUGUACAGUACGUUUUGAUAACUUGCAGUUCUUUGUCAUGUACCUGUUGUGUUAGUUAAGUAAUAAGUGUAACUUAGAGAAUUUGAGAAGAUGAAGUUUCCUACUUUUUUAACCCUUUUGAAAACAGGGAAAAAAAGGAAAAAAAAAAAAAAAAGCAACCACAGCCACCUUUAGGAAGUUGUAAAGUUUUGCAGAGUUCCCAUGGGGGGAGGAGGGGGCUCAUCCUGCCCUCACAGCAGCUGGAAAAGCCAGGGAUGGCUGGCAGUGGUGGGAGCGCCUGGCUUGGGGCACUGGUGACAGAGGCAGCCCCAGCCCAGCCCUGGUCAGGCUCUCCCUCUCCCCUGGCUGGGGGCCAGUGCCCCUGCCCAGGCUGGGCUGAGCCCUCUCUUGCCAUGCCACCUCCCAGCCUGGGCGGACCCUUCACUUGCCAUGCCACCACAAGGCCAGCUCUGCCACCACAGCAGCCUCCAUGACUGCUGUCGCACUCUGGCAGGGGACAGGGAGAGCAGCAGCUCCUCCUGCCAGCCCAGAGGGAGCCCCAGAGCUCAGGCAGAGCCCUGGAGGGGAUGGGUUGGGUUGGGAUGAGCUGCCAGCGUUUGCCAGAGAGGAGGAGUUGUGCUGCUGUCUAGACCUUUCUGAAUGUUGAUGCAACAGUUGACUACUGCAGUACAAUUUUGUGUUAUUUGUUGGAUGACUUUGCAUGUUAACUGUAGGCCUAAAUAGAUUUGCCUUUAAAAUUUUUAGAAGUGCUUCAUAAUUAUAUCAAUGAGAAACUAAUUUUAUUUAUUAACAAUUAGUUGUUUUUAAUUCUGUAUAAUACAAAAGCCAUGUUUUUCAAGUUUGUUUUUUUUUCUUACUGACCUCAUUUUAUGGUAUCUUUAAGAACCACAAAGCCAACUUUGUGAAAACACAGUUUGUUUCUUUUUAUGAAAUUUCAUAGUUAAUAAAUUAAUUGUUAUUUAUUGUAGUAAAUUAUAACCAAACAUCUAAACCUGGCAGGAGCUGUUGCUUAAAGGUCUUCCUCUGGGAGAAGAGUUGCCAAUAGUAAAGAAGCUCCUUUAGUUCUGCCCUUAAAGAAUAUUUGGAGGGAGAGAAGCAAUUAAAAAAAGGAAAAAAGGAGAUAAGGAUGACCUGGAACAUGGAAGAGCUGUUCUUACAUCAGUGUCUUACCCCCCGUGCUCUCUCCCCCCAGCCCUGUUUGCACAUUUGAAGAAGACACUGAAGAAAAUGUUUGGCUCCCAGAGCCCCCCCAGCGGGAGCACCCCCAGCCUCCCAGGGCUCUCUUUUGUAGUCUUGACAACUCAGGAAACCAGGCUGCACCAGUCCAGGCAACGGCACAACUUAAUACUAGCUACAAAAUUAGCUUUUUUAACCAUCUUUGAAUAAAAAAGGGGGUUGGUGGGAGUUUUUUCUUCAAUACUCAGCACAUUUUAGGCUGUACAAGUGAAGAAUUUUCUGCAAUUUUCUUAUCAUUAGAUACUUUAAGCAGUGUUCAUUGAGUUUACUGAGAGUUUUGUCAAUUUCAAAGGGGUUUUUUUGUGAACACCAGCUACUGGUGAAACAAAUGCACAUGCAAGUUCAAUAAAUUAAUUAAUAAACACUUUAA